AUGGAAGAGACCCCUGAAUACACCAGCAAAUGGUCCGCUCCUCUCCGCGUACCAUGGGCGACAGCGCCUGGACGCGUCGAGACCGAACUUGAAGAUCUUGUGGUCUACGGCGAGAUCCCGAAAGAGAUCGAUGGGACGUUCUACCGCAUCAUGGCUGAUCCCUUUUACCCUCCAUCUCCCGAGAACAACAUCCCAAUUGAAGGCGACGGACAUGUUUCUGCCUUUAGAAUCUGCAAUGGAAAAGUGAGCAUGAAAACCAGAUACGUCGACACUGAGCGCCUCAAACUUGAACGAAAGGCCAACAGACGGCUUUUUGGGCUCUAUCGCAACCCGUUUACACACCAUCCCUGUGUUCGAGCUGCCGUGGACUCCACCGCCAAUACAAACAUGGUCUACUGGGCUGGUCGUCUGUUGGCCCUUAAAGAAGUGGCUCUCCCGUACCAAGUGCAUCCAGACACGCUGGAGACAAUCAGAUAUGAUCCUUUUGCGGGUCAAGUUGCUGCAAAGACUUUUACAGCACAUCCAAAAGUGGACCCUUUCACGAACGAACUUGUGGUUUUUGGAUACGAAGCUAAGGGCCUGGCUACUUUGGAUGUCGUCAUUUAUGCCCUUAACCAGUAUGGACAGAAACAGCACGAGCAAUGGAUCAAACUCCCCUACUGCGCUAUGGUCCACGACUGCGCUAUCACACCAAACUUUAUCAUCUUGGUUCUGUGGCCCUUUGAAGCCGACUUGGAACGAAUGAAGGCUGGAAACCAUCACUGGGCAUGGAAUGCAACGCGAGCUGCGACCUUUAUUGUGGCUCCAAGGAGGCCUGGGAGCUUUGUUCCCAAGGGUUGGAGGCCGGGUGAGUCCAGGGUGUACGAGUGGGAUAACUGCAUCGCGCUGCAUACCGCUGGGGCUUGGGAGGAAGACGAUUGUGGAACCCUAUAUAUGGAGUCGUCCCGCGUUUUUGAUAAUGAAUUGCCAUUCUUCCCACCAGCAGCAGGCGCGAUGCCCCCACCGACUGGCAAGGCGGACUUUGUGCGCUGGAGAUUCGACCUGAGUGAGCCCAGCGGUAGUCGGAUCUCCAAACCUCAAAUCAUCCUGGAUCUGCCAUGCGAAUUCCCAAGGAUUGAUGAGCGGAUCAUGACAAAGCCUUACACCUGUCUAUUUUUGGAUGUGGUGUUGGGGCCAGCACCGGGACAGGGUGUAAUCCCAUCGCUCAACGGCCUUGCAAUGGUUAACACCAAGACGGGGGAGACGACUCUCUACAACCCUGGUCAAAACUGCCAUGUAGAAGAGCCCGUCUUUAUUCCGCGUCACAAGGGUGCCUCUGAAGGCGAUGGAUGGGUUUUGGCCAUGGUGGAGAGAAAGACGAUCAACCGGUCUGACCUUGUUAUGCUGGACACUAGGGACUUCAGUCGUCCAGUGGCUCUUGUACAACUUCCAUACAGGAUUAGAAGUCAGAUUCAUGGCAACUGGGUGCCUAGCGAGCAUCUUGCUGAGCGUCGCAGUCUUGUGAGGGAGCUCGGACAUGUCCAGGUUAGUGGAAGAGGAGCCUUGGAACCAGAAGCUUAG
Molecule: messenger RNA, 1560 nt
Organism: Aspergillus calidoustus
Lineage: Eukaryota; Fungi; Ascomycota; Eurotiomycetes; Eurotiales; Aspergillaceae
Source: the annotation of a GenBank genome assembly